GGACUCGAGCCCGGCGGGGGGACGGGCAGGGGGAGCGGGAGCCCCCUCCCGAAGCCGCCGCCGCCCCCUCCGCAGCGUCGUCGUCGCCGCCGCAGGCUGACUCCUCAGUAGAGAUUGGGAGAAGCAGCAGAAGAGAAGCCAAACGUUCAAGCUGAUAAUUCAACAGAACUUUUCUCUGAAUUGAGGGCUCAGAGUGGAGCCAUCAUGAGCGAUGUUACCAUUGUGAAAGAAGGCUGGGUUCAGAAGAGGGGCAGUGUCAGGGUGACAUCAUACUCAUACACUGCCCUGAAAGCCACAUAAGAACAGGAUGUAAGGAGAGCAACUGUUUCACUCUGAAUUAGAGAAGUGAAUGUGCACAUAGACCCAACCAUCAGAUACAGGAUUUUGACAGAGCUGCAGAUGCAAGAUUUGGAAAGAGGUACCUCUUCAGUAUUAAAAUUCCCUGGUCUUCCUGCAGGAAAGCCCUACUGGUGACAGCAGUCAGUUCUGGAUCAUUCCUGUAUUAUGUCGCUGACUCUGAAGAGCAGGAGGUGGUGCUCAUAUAUGAAUAAGCCGCAGAAAAGUUGAAGCUCAUGUUUCAGUCCAGUGUAUAUCACCUUCCCAAUCAUUCCACUCCAGUUUUCUAGAGUCCUUCAGCAAAAAGGGGGGCAUCAGGUCCUGACAUUUUUAAUCAAAAGAAACAAGAAAAACAUUUUUUUGAGAGAGUUUGUGUGGGAAUUUUUUUGAUGUAUGAAGCAGUAAAGGGAGAAUCUUUUUUUCCUUUUCAAUUCACUAUUAAAUGUCUCAACUCUGAUGCAUUUUACAAUAAAGUAACUGAGAUAGAGAAAUUGUGAUUCACUUGGGAUUACAAGGUGCGUGAAAGAGUUCGGAAUACAACCCUGGAGUAGUCUCCUACGUCUUGACAAAUACUCCUUUCCACAGAACAUUGAGAUCUUAAGGAGAAUAUAUCAAAAAUUGGCGGCCAAGAUACUUCCUGUUGAAGACAGAUGGUUCUUUCAUAGGGUAUAAGGAGAAGCCCCAAGAUGUGGAUCUACCAUAUCCCCUCAACAACUUUUCUGUAGCAAAAUGCCAGCUAAUGAAAACAGAGCGACCGAAGCCAAAUACAUUUAUUAUUAGAUGUCUUCAGUGGACAACUGUCAUAGAGAGGACAUUUCAUGUAGAUACUCCAGAGGAACGGGAAGAAUGGACAGAAGCCAUCCAAGCUGUAGCAGACAGGCUUCAGAGGCAAGAAGAGGAGAGAAUGAACUGUAGUCCAACAUCACAGAUAGACAAUAUAGGAGAGGAGGAGAUGGAUGCUUCUACAACUCAUCAUAAAAGAAAGACAAUGAAUGAUUUUGACUAUUUAAAACUACUGGGGAAAGGCACUUUUGGCAAAGUUAUUUUGGUCCGAGAGAAGGCAAGUGGAAAAUAUUAUGCGAUGAAGAUUUUGAAAAAAGAAGUUAUUAUUGCAAAGGAUGAAGUGGCUCACACUCUUACAGAAAGCAGAGUAUUAAAAAACACUAGACACCCUUUUUUAACGUCUUUGAAAUAUUCCUUCCAGACAAAGGAUCGUUUGUGUUUUGUGAUGGAGUAUGUUAAUGGGGGAGAGCUGUUUUUCCAUUUGUCGAGAGAACGGGUGUUCUCUGAGGACCGCACACGCUUCUAUGGUGCAGAAAUUGUCUCUGCUUUGGACUAUCUGCAUUCUGGGAAGAUUGUGUACCGUGAUCUCAAGUUAGAAAAUCUAAUGUUGGAUAAAGAUGGCCACAUAAAAAUUACAGAUUUUGGACUUUGCAAAGAAGGAAUCACAGAUGCAGCUACUAUGAAAACAUUCUGUGGUACACCAGAAUACCUAGCUCCUGAGGUAUUAGAAGACAAUGACUAUGGUCGUGCAGUGGACUGGUGGGGCCUGGGAGUUGUCAUGUAUGAAAUGAUGUGUGGGAGAUUACCAUUCUACAACCAGGAUCAUGAGAAACUGUUUGAACUAAUACUAAUGGAGGACAUAAAAUUCCCUCGAACUCUCUCGUCAGAUGCAAAGUCAUUACUUUCGGGUCUCCUGAUAAAAGAUCCAAAUAAACGCCUUGGUGGAGGCCCAGAUGAUGCAAAAGAAAUUAUGCGGCAUAGUUUCUUUGUUGGGGUAAACUGGCAAGAUGUAUAUGAUAAAAAGCUUGUACCUCCUUUUAAACCUCAAGUGACAUCUGAGACAGACACCAGAUAUUUUGAUGAAGAAUUUACAGCUCAGACAAUUACAAUAACUCCACCUGAAAAAUAUGAUGAGGAUGGUAUGGACUGCAUGGACAAUGAGAGGCGACCACAUUUCCCCCAGUUUUCCUACUCUGCAAGUGGACGAGAAUAACUUUUUUUUUUUUGUUCUGCUUCACUGUCAUCUUAGUUUUAUAACUGAAAACGAUUCCUGAACAUCACCACCAGUACUAGCCAUGAAGAUUGCAGGGGCACUUUCAGAGGUCAUUCAAAAUUGAAAAGUUCCCUUCCUCUCCAACAGGCCUUUUUGUUUUUUGCAUGAAAUUUUGUAUCAGUCUGAGGUCUCCUCCUGUUGCUGCUCCCACUGUCUCAGUAUAAUAGCAACAUCAAGAAGUAAUUUUGAAAUCUUUUGAAGUCAGAUGACUUAAAUCCUCCAUUGUAUACAGUGGGGGCUAAAAGAAACAUGUUGGUUCCCAAUGCAUUUUCUCAUUUCUGCUAGAAGACAAAUCAGAAUUGUAAUUAAUCUAAAAAGACGAGUUUAUAAUGUUUUCUUGCAUCUGUUUGUGCUGGUCAGAACAAAGAAAGAUAGAGGGUGGUGAUGUAAAUAUGCAAGGUUUUUGUUAGGCAUAUCAUUACUUGAAGCAGGUCUGUGUCAUUAACAUCUGGCUGGAAUGUGUUUGGGAAACAUUUGAGGAAGAACUUGUAACUGUUCAUAUAUAUAAAUAUAUAUAUAUUAUUUUUUAAUUACUGUUGGAUGCUACAGAAGAAGCAUAAGGGCUGGGCUUACCCAGCCUGCCACUUAGACUUCCAGAUUCAUGUGCAAUCAUGGAGAAUUGAACAUUCUACAUGCAAGAAACUAAGGCAUAAAAGCAGCAUUUGAAGUUGUUUAAAGGUCUUAUAAUUUGCACCAGAUAACAUCUUUCUCAUGCUUUUCUCUGUCUUUCUUGAUAUACAUCACCUCGGAUGGCUGAAGAAUGUAGACAGGCAUAAUGGUAUUGCUUUGCACCAAAAUUUGUGCACCAAGGUAAACAGGUGUUUGCCAUAUUUGUUUUUAUUUUGAGUUUGUGAAUUAGCUUUUCUCCAGGUGUUUAACUCUGAAUAUAUAUAUUUUUUGUUAUACCGCAGUAGUAUUUAUUUUUAGUGAUAAGGACUGUAUGUGUCAUGUUUGCAAAUGCUGCUACAUCUUAGAACAGGCUUAUAGCAGUUUAUUUUGUAAUAUAGGGAAGGACUGUACAAGCUGAAGAGAAUAACGCACUUUUUCUCCCAUGUGGAAAUUUUAACAAGGCUCUGAAAUUGUACAUAUUACUUAGAAUUGGGCUUUUGUGGAUGAAAUACUGUCAUAUAAUUCUUUGGUGCUGUAGAUGAGGACAUUCCAACUCCAUGUGCCAAGAGGUCAAAAAUGCUAUGUCUGUGCUCCACUAAAGUAAUAUAAAAGCCUGGCAGCACAACAGAAAUUUUUGGUUUUAUAUGGAGAAAAUACAAACAAUUGAGACCACAAUGAUUGCAAGAAAAGCACUUUAUUAUAAUUCUGCAAACAGUAGAUUGAUGGGAACAUUUGCCCUGAACCAAAUAGGUAAUGAAACUCAGCAUGUAAAGUAAAGUAUGACUAUGAUAACUGACUGACUGACUUUAAACCAUAAUGGUAAACACCACACAAAGGAAAAUGUUGUCUUUUCAUUUCUGAGGAUGUGUGCACAAACCUUAGCUUCGGUCUUCAUUAAAGAUCAUUUUAAUAAUAAACCUUUUGGUGCUAGGAGUUGGAAUAUUCCAAAGUUGCCAGGAAGUGCAGUAAGGGUGAGUAUGUGUCCUUGCUAAUGACAUCAGAAAACCCUGGGAUUAUUAUUGAAGUACCUUGUUAGCUCCCAUGUAGAAUGUGAUAUCACAGAGUAUUAUUGAUAGCAUUGUAUCACUUGGUAAAUGACUUUUGAAAGAAGAAAUGUUCAUAUGCAGAUGCCUUAUCCUCCUGCUGUUUAAAGUUUAGAUAUCUUAGCAUGAAGAUCACUGCUGGCAGUGGAUGUGCUGAGGUGGUCAAGGGGUAGAUGGGCAUUUUAGCAAGGCAGCUAAGACAGACUCAUUCAGAUAAUUUUUCAUGUUUCUACCUAAGCAAAGUUUUAUCUUUAAUAAUCAACAGAUAAGAGGCGUAUCUUUUUGUGUAUGCACUAACCCAGGGGUAGGCAACCUAUGGCACAAGUGCCAAAGGCGGCACACGAGCUGAUUUUCAGUGGCACUCGCAC
Chelonoidis abingdonii (Abingdon island giant tortoise) is the source of this 4412-nucleotide messenger RNA. NCBI's taxonomy places the organism in Eukaryota, Metazoa, Chordata, Testudines, Testudinidae. The record is from RefSeq and is a predicted model, not a curated record.